This is a messenger RNA of Drosophila elegans, 752 nucleotides long. Its product is annotated as zinc finger protein 706-like. NCBI's taxonomy places the organism in Eukaryota, Metazoa, Arthropoda, Insecta, Diptera, Drosophilidae. The coding region runs from base 189 to 422 and encodes 77 amino acids. The transcript is spliced from 3 exons. The record is from RefSeq and is a predicted model, not a curated record.
GUCUGGUCACAUUCACAUCUUGCAGCGAAACAAAACUCAACAAAUUAAUAAAUUUCUAAAGCGAAACGUCAACAAUUUCGGGUACCAAAUCAAAACAUAUUCCUCACAACGAAUUAAACCUAAAUCAAAGGCUGCAAAACCGGCAUUUAGCACAGGCGACCAAAUUUAAUCGGGUUAAUUAGCAAGAAAUGGCACGCGGACACCAGAAGAUCCAGUCGCAGGCAAAAGCCUCCGAGAAGCAGGCCAAAAUAAAGAAGCAGCAGGGACACAGCGCCAAUGACCAGAAGAAGGCGGCCCAGAAGGCACUUGUUUAUGUGUGCGCCGUUUGCAAGUCGCAAAUGCCCGAUCCCAAGACUUAUAAGCAGCAUUUCGAGAACAAGCAUCCCAAGAACGAUAUGCCCGAGGAGUUGAAGGAUGUCUGAUGGCAUGUAGAGGAUGAAUAUAUCAAGCUGAACGAGAUCGACGAGUUGCCUACCAGUACGAAACCCUUGCAACAAUAACUUUACAUCAGCCCAAACAAAACAAAACAAAAACAGAAACCAACAAUCAAGCCGAAGCCAAGAGGAUGGAUACUAGUAAUAAUAAUUAUAUUUGCCAAUGAAAAGGAAGCAGCCGAAUUUUUUGUAUACACACUGCUGGCUUUUGGUUUUGUUUUUAGUUUAUACUAUACAUUGAAAUUAACACAGUACGCAAUUGUUCGAUGAAUGGCUACCUACCACAAUACAAAGCAACCUACCACAUAGCAAGAUGAA